Molecule: messenger RNA, 3080 nt
Organism: Lethenteron reissneri (Far Eastern brook lamprey)
Lineage: Eukaryota; Metazoa; Chordata; Hyperoartia; Petromyzontiformes; Petromyzontidae
Gene: NEIL3
Product: nei like DNA glycosylase 3
Biological process (GO): base-excision repair
Cellular component (GO): nucleus
Molecular function (GO): zinc ion binding; DNA-(apurinic or apyrimidinic site) endonuclease activity; DNA N-glycosylase activity
Source: RefSeq, a predicted model, not a curated record
UCACCACUCGCAGUGCCCUGUGCAAGAUUAGCGGUGGCUGCUGCUGCUGUUGUUGAAUCGCCAUGGUGGAGGGUCCUGGGUGCACGCUGAACGGAGAGAGGAUCAGGGUCAGGGUUCGCGUCUCCCAGACGGUGCUGAGCACGAGGACAGCGGCAUCUGGAGUUGCAGUCCAGCACCACCAGCAGCAGCAGCGCCCGUGCCAGGCGGCCGCGCAGGGCGCAGCAGCAGGAGGAGGAGGGUGGUGCCCAGCCGGGCAGCUCUCAAGCCUCACGGGGCAGCAGUACACGGGCGUGGAGACCCUGGGCAAGGAGCUGUUCCUCUACUUCAAAGAGAGCGCACUACGGGUGCACUUCGGCAUGAAUGGUUCCAUGAGAAUCAACCCUGGAGCCGACGGCCAGACUCGGCGUCCACCCGCCCUGGAAGUCGUCCUCAGCAGCGACCGCAUCGUCUUCUACGACUCCACCUUUGAUAUCAGGUCCGCCGAAGCGUGUCGCGAGCGUGUACGGGCGCGGGGAGACCUGGACGUGUGCUCGAGACGGUUCGACGUGGAGAGGGCCUGCACGGAACUGGGGGCCCACGCGGGCCGCAUGCUGUGCGACGUGCUGCUCGAUCAGGCGCUGCUGCCCGGCGUCGGCAACAUCAUCAAGAACGAGGGGCUCCUGGACAGCGGUCUCCACCCAGCCAUUACGGUGAGCCAACUGAGCUUGGAGCAGAUCAAACACCUCGUGAAAAUGACCAGGGAUUUCUCUCUGCUUUUCUAUCAGUGCCGGAAGACGGGCGCGGCGCUGCAGAAGCACUGCAGGGUGUACAAACGCAGCGCGUGCGGGCAGUGCCGGACCCGCGUGGUCGUGUGCCGGCUCGGGGAGAAUGGGCGCAUGACGUACUUCUGCCCAAGCUGCCAGCACGAGGAUCCACGGCACGUCGACCCCAGCAAACUGCAGCACAGAAACAACAGCCUUCUGGCCUGGGUGCAAGGAGGCAGGCCGGACACCACCGAGGUCGGCAGGCAGGACGUUGCGUCGCGAGCCGAGGAGGAGUGGGCCUGCGCCGUCUGCACGCUCGUCAACUGCGGCUCCGACGCGGCUUGCGACGCCUGCCUCACCCAGCGACCUCCCCCGGAGCCUCAGGCAGACUGCACGGAGCACUGCUCCACGCUGCAUGACGACCGUCUCAUGCUGUACCCGUGCAACGCCUUCCCACGGCCGUGCGUGGUGACCAAAGUCAACCGACGCACGGCGUUUGGCACGGCCACGCUCAUCAUCACCUCUCCUGGGUUGCCCCCUGGCCCUCCCGCGCGGGACGCCCCGUUUGGGGCAGGGGGCUCGUCGGACUCGCGCCAGGCGGUGAGCUGGAAUGAAGGUGCGAAUUCCAGAAGCCCUCUGAAAACAGCCCCACGCACACCCGGAGCGGUUGCUCCAUUCCAUGCCUCCCAAGCAUUUAAGAGAUUCAAGCCCGACUCUGUGGACAGGACACCCAACAAUCGCGGCCAAAAUUCCGGUGAAAUCCCCGAUGCGAGCGGGGCAGCGGCGCGAGAUGGCACCGUGGCACGCUGCAGGGGCCACGACCGCCCAUGCGCGCUGCGCGUCGUGCAGAAAGCCGGGCCCAACAGGGGCCGGCACUUCCACGCCUGCGCCCUCCCGCAGAAGCAGCAGUGCCAGCACUUCGAGUGGGCCGACCUGCACUUCCCAGAGUGCGAUCACGGCCUGCGCUGCGUCAUGCGCACCGUCCUCAAGCUGGGCCCCAACAACGGACGCAACUUCUACGCCUGCGCGCAGGGGCGCGACCGCCAAUGCGCAUUCUUCCAGUGGGCGGACGGGGCACCUGGCGCACACACCUUGCCCGGCUGCUAAAAGGGUUUGUCUCCGAGCAGUCCAGAAUUACCUGGCAAUAGGGCACCACGGUGGCGAGAUGCUCACAACCUCAGGAGGUCGUGGUUUCGAUCUCAACCCCGACGCCUGUAGAUUUAGAGUUUGCGUGUUCUCUCUGUGGUCGCGUCGAUUUUUCUCCGGGACUUCCAGUUUUUCCCUGCCACAUGUAGUAACAUGCGCUUAGAGUAUUCGGCUAUAAAUGUCCACAUAAGCCCCUUCGUCGAGAUAUAAUGUGGCCAGGUUGCUUCUGAAAAAGAGCUAUAUUUCGCUCAGUGGACCUUACCUAGACAAACAUUUUUUUAUAUACAUGCACAGUCAUGUUAUCAAUUCACUGCCGGACGGGGGCUUCCCUGUGCCGUGGAGCUCGUGAGGGUUACCGUUUUAUACGGAGUACAGGGCGUACUUUGUUUUCCAUCCUGUAUUUUACAUGUUUGGGUGUGUGCCUUUGAAUCCAGUGUGCUUGUCCAGAAUUGUCUAGACCCCAGGCACACAUGUGGGAUGCGUCUCUCCGAAGCGUAUUAUAAUCUUGAGUACAGUAUUUGACCACGCUUCACUACUCUGGUUAGUGCGGGUUUGCGACGGUGCGUAGCGCGGCAAGUCAUCGUUUAUCGCGGUAGAUGCAUUCCCGAAAAGUUCCGUGUUAAGCGAAAAUAUCCCCAUAAUGCAACAAUAAAUAUUUGCCCAGAUACGAUGUACGCAGUCAGAUGCUGUCAUUACGGUGCGCGUUCAGUGUUGCGCGAAACGUGUUCGCGAAUUAAUGGCGUAAGAGCGAAAAUGCGUUGCGUUCACUCAUUUAGCAAGGAUUUACCUGCGGUAUAGUACCAUGGAUUUGACUGCACUGCCCCCUGUUGACAGUAUAAAAUGUAAGGACUGAAAAGACCAGUUGGGAUGAUGGAUACACGAGUGCAGCUCAGUUACAAAUGGACUCCCGGUUUUUAUGAAAAUUCACCGCAUCUCGGGUAACACCGCCACCCUCCUUCCCAACUAACAGAUCCCCUGAUGAAUGGUACAUUCCUAAAGACGCAGUCACCUUGAAGCCCUGGGGAGUGUCAAGCACCGCGAUGCAAGGCUAAUUUGAAGUGAGCAGUCUAAUCGACCCAUUUGUUUUAUUUUGAGCAAAGUUGUGUUGUCUGGCAUUGCUCAGUGUUGCCUGUGGCAGCACUAUAGAGCCGUGUUUUAUUCUUUCGAGUUGCUUUUUGUAAUACCCGCUUG